AUGAACGGCGAAGAUCCCGCGGAACGGCCCGACUACAUCACCACCGUCAUCAAUGGCCUCGAGCGCUACAACCCCGAGGCUGUUGGUACGCUCGAGAGCUACCUCCAGGAGCAGUGCGACCAGAAGUUUGCCGACUGCAAUGCGAACCGGACGCUGUUGAAGCUCCCGCCCAAAAACUACAGCUACCAGCUCAACCCCGACCGCAUGAAGGAUGAGGUCGUCACCAACGUCCUCGUCAAGGCCAUGACCCAAUUCCCCUCGUCCCAGUUCAUCCUCGCCCUCCACCUCAUCAACCCCUCGGCCGCCUCCACCGGCGAGCUCCACGAGGCCAUCACCAAGCUCCGAUCCCUCAACUCCCAGCUCCAGGGCGCCCAGUACGCCGACUUCUGGGCCGACCUCGACGGCGACGACCUGUGCGCCGACCUCAUCGCCGACAUCUCCGGCUUCGAGGACCUCGUCCGCGAGCGCAUCGCCACCCUCGUCUCACACGCCUUUCGCGAAAUCAAGCUCUCACACAUGGUCUCAUGGCUCGGCUUCAACGAGGACAAGACCCGCAAGUUCCUCACCGAGGUCGCCGGCUGGACCAUCGACGACGACGGCAACGUCAAGAUCCCUUCCAACCCCGACAACGAGGCCAAGAAGUCGGAGAUUCGCGAGGACGUCAACGUCGAUCAGUUUGCGAGGGUGAUUAGACGGUCUUGGGAGGAAACCGUAUAA
Messenger RNA from Trichoderma aggressivum f. europaeum, 717 nucleotides. RefSeq lists its product as uncharacterized. Gene Ontology annotation, biological process: regulation of translational initiation. The coding region runs from base 1 to 717 and encodes 238 amino acids. Gene Ontology annotation, cellular component: cytoplasm; eukaryotic translation initiation factor 3 complex. The record is from RefSeq and is a predicted model, not a curated record. Gene Ontology annotation, molecular function: ribosome binding; translation initiation factor activity. NCBI's taxonomy places the organism in Eukaryota, Fungi, Ascomycota, Sordariomycetes, Hypocreales, Hypocreaceae. The transcript is spliced from 2 exons.